AUGACGAACGCAACCUGGGACUAUGACGGUCUGAGAGUCACUAUGACUUCUACAUUCGACUGGCGUUGGAGUGACUCUGGUAGUGGUGGGAAAAGAAGCGCUACCUUCUUUCACCCACGUGCUCAAGGAAACUUGUGCGCACUAGGAAGUUACGGUAAUCCCGCCUACGGAGAGAUCACAGGGAAAAAGUCUGUGCUCCUGGUUGGGCCAAGUCCUAACGCACCUGCCGGAGUUGCCCCUGCCGUUGCAAGACCAACGAGCUACACAAACAUGUGGAGCGACAGUGGCUCUGGCGGAGCCAAUGAUGGUACCAUGUGGCGACCCAUAGCUCCAUCUGGAUAUGUCGCAAUGGGAGAUGUCAUGGCUACAGGGUACGGAAAACAGCCUAGCGUAAACGACGUCUGGUGCUUGCGCUCAGAUCUCACCCGCCUAUCCACCUAUGAGGCAAGCGACUUUUGGAACGAUGGAUCAUCUGGAGCUGACCGCAACUGCUCGACCUGGAAGAUUGUUACAGAGUCCAAUGGUAUUGAUGGUUCCGAAUAUCUUCCCAUACCUCCUUACACCUUCCGCGUCUCGCAGGGUUAUGGCAGGGCAGAUACGAGCUAUGCUGUCGUGCCGCUUUUGAAAGUUCCUAAUGCGUUCAAAAGGUUCGAAUUUGCUUUACCGACUGUCACGAGAACAACAAUCCCUAGCACUGGCGACCAAUUUGGCCAACAAGAACAGUGCUCUGUGGUGUUGCCUUUCAUAUUUUAUCUCCCAAACGACAGCGCAUGGAAUCUUGCUAGGAUAUCCAAACCUUUCUAUACUGUCAGUCGAUCAGUUGCUUGGAAUGUUGAGGGGGUAUGGAACAAUGACAGCGCAGGUGACUUUAAUCGUUCGAAGACCAUCAAGUGGGGGAUAAGUAAGACUCAAAGCGAAGAGAUGGUGCACUCAGCUGGUGUAUCUAUCUCGGCUUCAUAUGGUAUCAAAGGUUUCGAAAGUAGUGUUACACUCAAUUACCAGUUCACUCAAACCAAUUCAAAAUCCUUCACUGAAUACGAAGAAGGAGAGACCACCGAGUCAUUCGUUGUUCCCGGAAAAACAGUGAAAGUCUUGUUCAGCAAGCAUAUUUGGCUGAAGGCUAAAGCUGGUGAUGGUACAAUUGCUAGUCAGGUGGAGAUGGUUGCUAAUAACGAUAUUCAUUUUGGUGGUUGCGAUCUAAGCUAA
This is a messenger RNA of Botrytis porri, 1206 nucleotides long. RefSeq lists its product as uncharacterized. The transcript has a single exon. Lineage: Eukaryota; Fungi; Ascomycota; Leotiomycetes; Helotiales; Sclerotiniaceae. The record is from RefSeq and is a predicted model, not a curated record. The coding region runs from base 1 to 1206 and encodes 401 amino acids.